Pterocles gutturalis (yellow-throated sandgrouse) is the source of this 1205-nucleotide messenger RNA. RefSeq names its product secernin 3 (gene SCRN3). The transcript is spliced from 5 exons. Lineage: Eukaryota; Metazoa; Chordata; Aves; Pterocliformes; Pteroclidae. Gene Ontology annotation, biological process: proteolysis. The record is from RefSeq and is a predicted model, not a curated record. Gene Ontology annotation, molecular function: cysteine-type exopeptidase activity; dipeptidase activity. The annotation marks the transcript as partial.
GCUUGGACUCGAGAGAGCGGACACGGCUGAAAAGGCUCUUACUGUCAUAGUUGAUUUGCUAGAAAAAUAUGGACAGGGAGGAAACUGUAUGGAGAGCCACAUGGCAUUUACAUAUCAUAACAGUUUUCUGAUAGCUGACAGAAAGGAAGCAUGGGUGCUGGAGACAUCAGGAAAAUACUGGGCAGCAGAAAAAGUUGAAGGUGGUGUACGGAAUAUUUCCAACCAGCUCUCUAUCACAACCAAGAUUGACAGAGAACACCCAGAACUGAAGGAGUAUGCCAAAAGCAAGGGCUGGUGGGAUGGAGAAAAGGAAUUUGAUUUCGCUGCCACAUAUUCUUAUGUAAAUACUGCCAGAAUGACUACAUCCAGAGGCCGAUAUUGUGAAGGUUAUAAACUUCUGAACAAACACAAAGGAUCUAUCACUUCUGAAAUAAUGAUGGAAAUUCUUCGUGACAAAGAAAGUGGCAUUAACAUGGAAGGUGGAUUUAUGACAACUGGAAGCAUGGUGUCUGUAUUGCCUCAGCAGCCUAAUCUGCCAUGUAUUCACUUCUUUACGGGAACUCCAGAUCCUGCGAGGUCUGUAUUCAAGCCUUUCAUUUUUGUGCCCAAUGUUACGCAGUUACUAAAAACUAGCUCCCCUACAUUUGGUCAUGAUGAUCCAGUUAAGAAGCAACCACGUUUUCAGAAUAAGCCAGAUCGAAGACAUGAGCUCUAUAAAAAACAUGAAAGUGCUGCUGUAGUUAUGGAAACUAUGGAGGGCAAAGGCAAAGAGAUGCUGAAAGAGAUUCAGGAGUUGGAGAAGCAGAAGAUAAGUGAAAUGGAAUCAAUCCUGCAAAACGGACGUUUUGACAUUAACCAAGUGGUUAACCUUUUUUCACAGUGUGUAGAAGAAGAACUCAAAAUAUAUAGCUAAAACUAUUUGAAUGAGGUAAAAUUCAGUUUUAUGAUUGACUUUUCUUGUGAAGUGGCUAUAGAUUAUAUCUUAUUUUCAAUAUACCAGUUAAUAUGGACAAUUUUAAAGAUGCAGAUUCAUAUUCAAGCCAAACAACUUUUGGUUGUAUGAACCAAUGCUGAAAAGGCUCUUAAGAGCUAGGCAGUGGCUUUGUCUGUAUGUGGCAUAAAGCUGUCAGGAGACAUUGAUUUCGCCAACAAACAGCUGCAAGUAGUAUGUAAUAGCUUGAUUAAAGUGUGGAACAACCACAUCU